ACCCGUAAGCGUCGCAAUCAUGGUCGCUCCAAAAAAGGUCGUGGUCACGUUAAUUUUAUUCGCUGCAGCAAUUGUGGCCGGGCGUGCCCAAAAGACAAGGCUGUCAGAAGAUUUGUUGUGCGCAACAUGGUCGAGGCUGCCGCUAUUAACGACCUAAACGCAGCAUCCGUCUACCCUACAGAUUCAUAUGCCCUUCCGAAGCUGUAUGUGGAAAAUCGAUAUUGUAUCAGCUGUGCAAUUCAUGGCAAGUUUCUACGCAACCGAAGCAAGAAGGAGAGGAAAGUCAGGAUUCCCCCUAACAGAUUCAAGCUUAACCCAAAGCUGCCGUCGAGACAAUGA
Protopolystoma xenopodis is the source of this 339-nucleotide messenger RNA. NCBI's taxonomy places the organism in Eukaryota, Metazoa, Platyhelminthes, Monogenea, Polystomatidea, Polystomatidae. The record is from the annotation of a GenBank genome assembly.